UCAAGUAAGACAUAUGUACAAAUGUUAUUGUCACAAAUAAUGUUUUUAGUUGAUUUGUAUUUUUGUUCCAUUUCCCUAACGCCCUUUUGUGACCCCCAGUGGGUUGGAACCCCACUUUGAGAAACACUUUGUUAAAUAAUAAUGUGGUUUUAUGUUACCUGUGGUGUAAAAGCUCCAUUUACCAUAUUGUAUAUAAGUACAUGAUCUAUUUGUUUUUAACCAACAUUUAGCUGUUGUAAUAUUUGUUUUUGUGGGGUAUUUUCUCUGGGAUUUUGCCUUCCAGACAGCUGCAGAUAUCAGGAUAUACAGGGAAGAGAGAGAGCGGAGAUAACAUGCACCAAAGAGCAGAGGGCCAGAGUCGAACACUCUAUAUUAUGCUGUCACAUGUUAUGCUAUCUGAGCCACCAGACUCCCCAGAUUUCACUAUUUUAGCUACAUGAAAAGAUGAUAAAUGAAGGGAUCCUGAACAUGUAAAAUAGUCCAGCAAGAACAAGAAGUUCUGGAAAUCGCAUUUAGAUAAUCAAAUAGUGAGAUAACUAUACAGGAAAAUUAAUUGAACAUUCAAGUGAAAAACAAACUUUUAAAAUAAUGCUCAGAGAGGUUGGGGUUUUGAAGUUGUGAUUGUUUAACUUAAAGUCAUGUCAUGCAUGUCGCUGCAAGUUUUUCUUUCCAUUUAAGUUGUUAAAACAGCUAGUAGAUCAAAUCAAAGCAGAGCGCUCUCAACUUUCUUUGUGUUCAGUGUCAAGUUUCUCUCCAGCUCAUACAUGGAGGGAGGUACUGCCAGGAACUAGUUGGGACUUUAUCGUCGCCUCCUCUAUGCUGACAGAGUUUUUUGUCAGGUUAGGUCAGGUCAGAACUGAAUUGUUUUGGUUUCCUUCUUGACACAAACAGUCCUCAGGAGUGUGCGAGAUGUCUGUGACUUUGACCAGGGCUGACGGGGUCACCGUGCUCACUUUGACUGCGGACCCCCAAAGUGCUUGUCCCCCAAUAUGCCAAAUCCUCAAAGGCCUCUGCUACAGCCCCGUGUGCUGCACGGGGUCUCAGCACUUGAGGAGGAUCAAUGGAGCUACUCAGUCACUGCUGGGGGCUGUGCAAAUUAUGACUGGGCUGCUCACCAUCGGCCUCGGAGCGAUCGUCUUCAUCAGUCACAGUUCCCCUUGGUGGGCUCUUGAUUCUACCAUGUAUCACUUUUGGUUAGGUGGAUUGUUCAUUUUAUUUGGUGCUAUGUGCAUCCUGUCUGAGAGGUGCCCCAGUCCAUGUCUGGUCCUCCUUAACGUGAUUCUGAAUCUAACAGGAGUUGCAUUUGCCAUCACCGGCAUCGUACUCUACACCAUAAACAUUAUCCUCUUGAGGAUAUGGGAGGAUUGUGAGCCUGAUUAUUACAACAAUUACUAUUAUAACAGACAAUACAACAGACCAACUCCGUCUCCAGAGCAGAAGUUGAUGAUUGAGAAAUGCUUGGAGGGCCAAGCAGUGUCUCUGAUGAUUUUGAGAAGCAUCAAUGCUGUUCUGAUUGUCCUGUCUCUCCUGGAGUUAUGCACAGUCAUCAGCUCUGCUCUCUUGGGGAUCAAGGCUCUGAGGAGCCGUGAGAAGACGGACAACAAGAGCCCUGAAGACCCAGAACACAAACAACUGCUGGAGGAGCUCCUUAGUAAUCCUACAGUCUAAUGACAAUCUCAGCUUUGUGCCAUAUAACUAAAUGUUAACCAAAUGCAUUUAGACAUUUAAUGUCAUGCAGUGUGACAUUGAACUUAAUUUCCUUUGAGGGCUGCUUAAAAAAAUAUCUGUAAAUAUUAGAUUCAUGUUUGAAUAUUUUAUUUUACAGUGUUUAUGGGUAUUAGAUCAAAUUGUUAACGGGUAUGUUUUGGAUGUGGGUUUGGUUUUCAUUGGAAGGACUUAUUUUUGUUCGGAGUAAAUAUUUCAUUCACAGACCAUGAUACUUUUUAUUCUCAUGCUGUGACGUCUGUCUGUGAAUGUCCUCGUGUAUUGCACAAUCACACCAGGACUUUUUAAACUUCAUCUUGCUGAAAACGUUUCCUGCAAUGCUGCUGUUUGUGAUCUCUCUUAUUUGAACACUGAAAUAAUCAUGCCCUUUCACAUUCCUGCUGUUUGAAUCCUUACAUUUGUGUGUGUUAAGAAAAUAACCAAUUUCACAAUAAAACAGUUGUUUUCUCUUCCUGUAAA
Molecule: messenger RNA, 2184 nt
Organism: Labrus bergylta (ballan wrasse)
Lineage: Eukaryota; Metazoa; Chordata; Actinopteri; Labriformes; Labridae
Source: RefSeq, a predicted model, not a curated record